Molecule: messenger RNA, 1822 nt
Organism: Lycium barbarum (goji berry)
Lineage: Eukaryota; Viridiplantae; Streptophyta; Magnoliopsida; Solanales; Solanaceae
Exons: 6
Coding region: 508-1623 (371 amino acids)
Molecular function (GO): RNA binding
Source: RefSeq, a predicted model, not a curated record
UUUGACCCGCUUAAUUCAUUUUAACCCAUCCAAAAAUGUAUCUAAUGUAAUAAAAUGCUUAUGAUUUUGAAUUUUCAAAUGUAAAUGUAGAAAUCACAUACCAAGAAGGAAAGUAACAGAGUUAAAUUGGAUUGGGAUGGAAGGAACAUGGUAUAAAGUCACAGCAAAUAAUAUCGGUGCACACAUACAGUUUUGAGAAGCGCGCUCAGAAUUAAAGCUAUAUUUGCUUAACUGAAGCUGUUUCUGCUGAAUUGAAGAACAGAAGCUGCUUUUGGCGAACUGAAGCUGUUUUCUUUCAUGGAAUUGGAGCUGGUUUUGGCAAAUCCAAAUCAAGUAGGCCGUUCAUGUUGAAUCUGUCCCGCUCAUUUGCCAGCUCUAGUCUGCAUGGUAUAUUUCCCUUUUAUUUGUAUCCAUUGCUAAAUAGCCUAACUCCAACAGUCUUCACUGUCCCUGUCACCGUGAAAUAGCUCACCAGCGGCCCCGUUGAACGGCGAACAACGACGUUGUAUGGCAAAUCCUCUGUUUCGAGGUUUUCGAAGACUUCUCUUACUUUCACUUCACAAGCCUCUGUCCUCUUCCUCUUCCUGUUACAAGCCAAUUCUUGGAAACCCAGAAAGCUUUUUGCACUUGUCAAGGUUAGUGCCUCAGAAUAGCUUAAUCCCACAAAACCCAUGUUGGGAAUUGAGGAACUUUAGCCAUGGAAGUGUGAAUUUUGUUAUAACAAGAGAUGGGAAACCCAAGUUUGAGACACAUGAAGUGGAGGCACCAAAGAAGGAGAAAUGGAAGACAAAGAAGAGGCUGAAGCUGCAAAGGAAGAGAGAGAAGAAGAAGAGAAAUGCUGCAAAUAAGAGAGAUCCAAGAAGGCUUGGUGUUAAGGGGAAGAAGAAGAAGCAGAAGUUUGACACUCCUGAAGAAAGAAUUAAGCAGAAGAUUGAAAAUGCAAAAGUCAAAGAAGCCAUGCUAAUUGAGAGACUAAAGCGAUAUGAGGUUUCCAAAGUUCAAGGUCCUAAGGUUAAGCCACACUUUCUCACUGGUGAAGAACGAUUCUAUAUUAAAAGGAUGGCGCAGAAAAAGUCUAAUUAUGUGCCAAUUGGCAGAAGGGGAGUCUUUGGAGGUGUUAUUCUUAAUAUGCAUCUACACUGGAAAAAACAUGAAACUGUCAAAGUCAUAUGCAAACCCUGCAAACCUGGUCAAAUCCAAGAAUAUGCCGAUGAAAUUGCAAGACUGAGUGGUGGGGUCCCAAUUCAGAUAAUGGCAGAUGAUACAAUAGUUUUUUACAGAGGAAGGGAUUAUGUGCAGCCCGAAGUUAUGUCUCCUAUUGAUACACUAUCGAAGAAGAGGGCGUUGGAAAAAUCCAAAUAUGAGCAAUCGCUAGAGUCUGUGAGACGUUUCAUUGCCAUUGCUGAGAAGGAACUUGAACUCUACUACAGACAUGUUGCCCUAUAUGGUGACCCAAAUAAUCGGAGUGCUCACUCUAUCCUUGAUGAUUCAAGAAGCACAAGAGAAAAACGAAAUGCCGAGAUAGGAGAGGAGAACGAUUCAGCAAGCGAAUCUAAUCCGUCGGAUCUCGAGUUGUCAGAAAUUGAUGAUGAUUGUUCUGAUGAAAACCAGUCUUUUAAGUGAAUUUGGAUUUUUUGGGGGGGAGGGGAGACUAGUAAUAUUACUCCGGUAGCAUAUAGGGAACUACUAGUGGAUAAUCCAAAGUUAAUCCUGGUAGUCAAGAAUUUCUUGGAUUUGAAGAUGGAAACGUGAAAUAAUGCGGUUUUUAUUCUUGCUCUGAUAAUUGAGGGAUCAAAAUAGAAUUGGAUUUUUCAACUCCAAA